CCUCACUUUAUAUGCAGAUGAAUAUUUUAUUUUUUAAUGUGAAAAUAAAUAAAGUGGAUAAAUAAACACACCUGACAGUACCUGGGAAUGAUUAAUAUUUAUUAUUAACUUGUAUCGACGCCAAACAUGGCGUGUUCUUUAUGGAAACUGUGUACUUUCAAAUUAAAUACAUCAGUAGGUCCCUCUCUAUGUGGAGCGAUCAGAAAAGGGCACCACUUGAGGGGAUUGCCGCCAGGAAUAGCAAAAUCCUUGGAGCAAAAACUUGAAGAACAGCGCUACAAGGACCCUUCUGUUCAUUUCCGUGUUGAUAUAAGUUUGCCACCUCCACAAUACUCCAGGUCUAAGCAAUUACAGGAGAGGUUAAAAGUUAUGAAAAUUCAUCGGAAGGACCCCGAAUUGGAAAAAUUAUCGAGAAACAAAAAAUUACUGAUAGACUUGGAUGAAGUAAAACAAGAGUGGAACAAAACGGCUGGACCAUAUCAUAUUAAGCAAAUAGCCGAUCAUUACGGAAUUUUCGAACAUUUAUUUGGAGAUGCUUAUUUUUACCCUCGCGUUCCUCUGAAUAUCGCUUACGAUGUGGAGGGUGGUAAGCUGCCGGUUUAUUUUGGAAAUACAGUGAAACCGUCGGAAGCAAAAUCUAAACCAGAAGUUAUUUUCGACAGUGACGAUAAUACAUUAUGGACGCUCGUUCUAACCAAUCCAGAUGGACAUUUCACGGACCCAGAAAGCGAAUAUGUCCAUUGGUUCGUUGGAAAUAUCCCGGGGAACAAAGUUGAGGAAGGUGAAACUAUAAUGGAAUACUUGCAACCCUUCCCGCCAAAGGGAAUCGGGUAUCAAAGACUUGUAUUUGUACUGUACAAACAAACGAAACGGCUCGAUUAUUCCAAUUUUAAAACGGAUGGUCCGUGUUUCGUUUUAUCAGAGAGGACGUUUUCCACAUACAAUUUUUACAGAAACCUUCAAGACGAUUUGACGCCUGCAGGUCUAGCGUUCUUCCAAUCAGUUUGGGAUUCAUCUUUGAAGAACUUCUAUCAUAACGUUUUAAAUAUGAAGGAGCCGAUAUUUGAGUACGACUUCCCGCCCCCGUAUAUUAGAAAACAGGAAUGGUUCCCCAUCCGUAAGCCUUUCAAUCUUUACAUGGACAAGUAUCGAGACCCGAAACAAAUCAACAAGGAAUUUCUGUUGAGGAAGUUAAAAGACGUUCACCCGUUCAAACCGAGACCUGCGCCUUUACCGUAUCCGAACGCUCAAUACUUUGAGGGAUACGUGCCUAGCUGGCUGAAGCUGGAAAUUACCAAGUCCAGGCUGAAAUGGGGGAGGAUAAACGAUAUCGAAUAAGCAGUUGCUACUAAUAUUAAACUUUAAACCUGUAUUAUUUUUACUGGAAAAACACAAAAUUUCCUUCAAUUAAAAAGUCACGACCAAUUGAAAAGUUGAUUUUCUUGUUGUAACGACGAAUGUUCACUUCAAUUAAACUCGUAUCGUUUCUGGA
This is a messenger RNA of Anoplophora glabripennis (Asian longhorned beetle), 1492 nucleotides long. RefSeq names its product 39S ribosomal protein L38, mitochondrial (gene mRpL38). NCBI's taxonomy places the organism in Eukaryota, Metazoa, Arthropoda, Insecta, Coleoptera, Cerambycidae. Bases 127 to 1338 code for a protein of 403 amino acids. The transcript is spliced from 6 exons. Gene Ontology annotation, cellular component: mitochondrial large ribosomal subunit. The record is from RefSeq and is a predicted model, not a curated record.